AUGUGCAUGAAAGCCAAGUGCUCUAGUUGCAGCAAGGUCACCUGGUGGGGCUGUGGUGCCCACAUCCCUUCUGUCAUGGACUCUGUCCCAGAAGAUGAGCGCUGUGCUUGUGAUCCCAAGGUGGAGAAGGACGGGAAGAUGUAUCCUCCCAAGGCUGCGCAAGCCAAUUGA
Messenger RNA from Penicillium macrosclerotiorum, 171 nucleotides. RefSeq lists its product as uncharacterized. The record is from RefSeq and is a predicted model, not a curated record. The transcript is spliced from 2 exons. The coding region runs from base 1 to 171 and encodes 56 amino acids. NCBI's taxonomy places the organism in Eukaryota, Fungi, Ascomycota, Eurotiomycetes, Eurotiales, Aspergillaceae.